AUGGGCUGGGUAAGCGUGGGAGCGCUCGUCGCGACUAUCGCAUACGUUCUUUAUCGAUAUCCUCCUCAUACCUGGUCCCUCGAGUCUCCAAAAUCUCCCAUUCCUCCAGUGUCUUCGGAUUCCAAAGCCGAUACCGUCGCCGCCAACAAAUCUGAACCAACUCAAAAAGAAAGCCCCACGACCCCUCCAUCGGAAAUACAAAGAAAGAGUUCAACUACUCCGAAUGUCUCCAUUCCUUCAUCAUCGCUACCAGUCCUCCCUGUGCCCACAUUAAACCUCGAACAAGCCCCCGCCACCAAGCGUGUCGCGACCGAGCCACCUGUACAGCAGAGCAUGAAUGGAUCGACACAGCCAGUAGUGUCAACGGGUCGCAAUGGAGCCCCAGAAAGAGUCUCCUCACAGCUGCCAUCUCUCAGCGCCCCGUCUCCUCAGCCCACAGUAACAGCAACAGCCUCAUCCUUGAUGCCUCCACCUCCACCCCCCUAUGUCCCGCCCUCGACCAACCCCCCCAACCCAACCGAGCCCCUUCAGGAGGUCUUGCACCACCGCGGCACCCUGGCACCUAUAACGCCAAGCGCACUCUCCUUGAAGAAAUCCUCCGCAUCCAAACGAGUCAUUCUUGAACCUGGAUAUUCACCCCUGGACUGGGCUGCUCUUGCAGCUAAGCCUAAUAAUCAGCUCCGUGGAGUAGGGAUGCCCCCUGGUCUCCUACGUGUCCCACCUUCCCUGCUGAAAACGCAGAACGGGCGCAAAGGAAAUGAUGCGUGGACUUCGUAUCAGGGUAAGGUGUACAACAUCACUCCCUACCUUCCGUAUCAUCCUGGUGGAAAGGGUGAACUUUUACGCGGAGCGGGGAAGGACUCUGGGAAGUUGUUCCAGGAGAUUCAUCCUUGGGUUAAUUGGGAUGGAAUUCUUGGAGAAUGUCUAGUUGGGAUUUUGGUCUCGGAAAAUGAUGUGCAAGCUGAGAAUACUCUCGAUGCGAUGGACUGA
This is a messenger RNA of Penicillium malachiteum, 990 nucleotides long. RefSeq names its product cytochrome b5-like heme/steroid binding domain-containing protein. The coding region runs from base 1 to 990 and encodes 329 amino acids. Gene Ontology annotation, molecular function: heme binding. Lineage: Eukaryota; Fungi; Ascomycota; Eurotiomycetes; Eurotiales; Aspergillaceae. The transcript is spliced from 2 exons. The record is from RefSeq and is a predicted model, not a curated record.